Messenger RNA from Arachis stenosperma, 2361 nucleotides. RefSeq names its product WRKY transcription factor 44. Gene Ontology annotation, molecular function: DNA-binding transcription factor activity; sequence-specific DNA binding. The record is from RefSeq and is a predicted model, not a curated record. Gene Ontology annotation, biological process: regulation of DNA-templated transcription. The transcript has 7 exons. The coding region runs from base 457 to 1857 and encodes 466 amino acids. NCBI's taxonomy places the organism in Eukaryota, Viridiplantae, Streptophyta, Magnoliopsida, Fabales, Fabaceae.
AGCAACACUGUCGUUUAUUAGGUUCAGAACUUUAUCUUUUAGGAACAAAACCCAGUGACAUUCCCUCCUAUCUCCCUCCCUCUUUCAUUUAGCUUCUUUCUUUUUUCCCCCUUCAUUCCAUAUCUAUAUGUAUAAAGCACCACGCAUAUAUAUAUGUACAUAAAAAAUAAGGUCACUGUUUAAUGUUAUCGUUGAUGAAACGCUCGAAUCCGAAGAAAGGGGUUAAACUCAGGGUUUGUAUUGGGAAAAAGAUUGAAGACACAGAAUUAUAUGGUUCUCUUUAGCUUAGAGUAUAUAUAUGUUGCUUCAAUUGGUGGUGGUCUUGGAUAUCUGGUGUACCAGGUUGGUGAUCCUUAUCUUAGGAUGAGUUGAAGCCAUCAUCAAGAGGAAUUUUUGCUAUUUCUGAGGAAGAGUGGAAGUUGCAGACCAUCUAUUUGUAAAAAGUACUGACUGAAAAUGGAUAUUGAUGAAGCUGAGAGAGUAGUUGUGGCAAAACCAGUUGCUUCAAGGCCUAAUUGUUCUACUUUCAGAUCUUUCUCUGAGCUUCUUGCAGGUGCCAUUAAUGCCUCAUCACCUCAAAUUGAAUCUUCCCAGGCAACAGUUUCUGCCAUUAGACCAAAGACAGUGAGGUUCAAGCCGGCACUGAACCGCACCCCCGCUGCGUCUGUUGCUUCUCAGGAUGACAUUUUUGAAGCUGCACUUUGUGAUUCUUCCCACAAGAGUCCUAAUUCUGACACCAAGCAGUCCCUCAUAUACAAACCAAUGGCAAAACUUGUGUCAAGGACAACAGUUUCUCUUUUGGCAAAUAUGGGAAAUUGCAGUACAAUUCAGCAACAAUCCGGGCAAUCAAUGGAGGGUGGUCUUCAUCAUAUCAGCCAUGAAAGUUUCGGAACUAAUCUGAGCUCUGAUCUUUAUCACAGUCACAGCAUUACACCACCUUCUGAAACUACUGAACCUUGUAAGAUGAUGCAACAGAACAUAGAGGAGGAUCAGAAGGCUUUAACAUCCGCAAUCAAUUGCGAUCGACCUUCUUAUGAUGGGUAUAACUGGAGGAAAUACGGGCAGAAGCAAGUGAAAGGAAGUGAGUAUCCGCGGAGUUAUUAUAAGUGCACUCAUCCUAAUUGUCCAGUGAAGAAGAAGGUUGAGAGAUCAUUUGAUGGACAGAUUGCAGAAAUUGUUUAUAAAGGUGAACACAACCAUCCAAAGCCACAGCCUCCCAAGCGCAGCGGAACAGCAGGGAUGCAAGGAUCAGGAAUGGUGCCUGAUGGAGUGGCUCAAGAUGUGUGGAGUAACAAUCACAGUGAGAGGAAUGAUAGCAGAAUAGAAAACCAGAAUGACACAGGGCUGCCUGCGAAUUCGGUUUAUGGGGUUAAAGUUUCGCAGCCUAAUGAUUCUAUUUUAAAUGCAUGUGGGAUAAGCCCAGAAAAUUCGUGUGGUCUAAGUGGGGAAUGUGAGCAAGGAAGCAAAGGAUUUGAGGCAGAGGAGGAAGAAUCUAGAAGUAAAAGAAGGAGGAAUGAGAGUCGAUCCAAUGAAGCAGCCGUGUCGGAGGAAGCAUUAAUCGAGCCUCGCAUUGUGCUGCAGAGUUCUACAGAUUCAGAGAUAAUUGGAGAUGGCUUCCGCUGGAGGAAGUACGGGCAGAAGGUGGUGAAGGGCAAUCCAUUUCCCAGAAGUUACUACAGAUGUACAAAUGUGAAGUGUAAUGUUCGAAAGCACGUGGAGAGAGCAAUAGAUGAUCCAAGAGCAUUUGUCACUACAUAUGAGGGAAAGCACAAUCACGAGAUGCCAAUCAAGAACAUCAACCCAAAUGUCCCCUCUGAGAGAGAUUCACAAGCUUCUCUUAGUAAAGACAAACCAUGAUUUUAACAUGACAAUCAAGUUUAACAAUAACACACUACUAUGAUUCAAUAGCUACUGUCUUAAAACCUAUGAAUUUGUAUUGUGGAGUCAGUGACAUACACCAUUGUAACUCUUCAAUUGUGGUGUGUUUAUCCAGUUCUGGUCUUUCUCUUUUGCACCUUUAGAUUGAAAGUAGAAAAGGUUUUGAUCAAAUUUCUUAUUUCAAUCUGAUGGUGGAAACCGAGAAGAUUAUGAGUGAACCUUGUAUGAAAAGGUUCAGCAUAAAAACACACCAUACUCUCUCUCUCUCUCUCUCUCCCUCCCUCUCUCUCUCUAUAAAAAACCUUGUAUGCUUCCACUUUAUCAUUACAUAGAUUAAUGAUUUGUUUGGAGUACAUAUAUGUCAGGUAUAUGCUAACCUUUUAUAUUGCAAAGAAAGCACGGAAGAGACCUUCAUUGUUACUAUUGGUUUGGCUAUUAGCCAUUGACACAUAAGAUAUUGUUAGUUUUUAUUUUAUGGUUGCA